AUGAAAUCGGAAGUGUACAAUCAAGUAAGAGCAAAUGUUGCUGAUGAUUCUGAUGCUGCUGCUGCUGCUGCUGCUGCUGCUGCUGUUGCUGCUGCUGCUGCUGCUGCUGCUGCUGCUGCUGCUGCUGCUAUGGUUCAAGGGAAAAAACCUCACAAAAUGCUCGAAUCAGAACGACAAAUCGCGGAACAGUUGGACGCGUUGAUUAGAACGUUAGAGAAGAAAAAAGCAGACCUGACAGAACGUUUACGCAACACGCGGGAGGAGAAAGUGCAUUGUAUGCGUGAACAAAUCACCCAGGUGACGCAGAUGCUCACAAAAUCAACCGGGUUGAUACAAUUCUGCAUUGAAAUGCUGAAAGAAAGUGAUCCGACCGCAUUUCUUGUGGUAUCCCAAUCGUUGAUCACACGGACACAUGAAACUGAGAAUCUGUUCAUUCAGGAGUUGGAACAAGCCUCGGCCGUGUCCGAUCAGGCAGACUCGAUGCUCAGCUAUUCCGUUUCGUCCGGGGCGACCACGUGUCCCGGUGAACAGCACAGGCGGAAUUCACCGCGUAAGACAAGCAAAUCCAAACCGGAGCUGAAAUUCAUUCAACGACUGAACGAUUUCACGCUCGAGCACAACACAAUGGAGGUAAUUCGACGCGCUAUCAACGAUUUACGUCUCAGUGAGGAACAGGGGAAGAAAACAGUUGACGAAGAUAGUCAAUCGUUGGUGGAUUUGCAACCCGAUGAAGGUACGUUUAUCCAGUGCGCUCCCUUCCACCGAUUACCGACAGAAAAAAAAGAUUUCUCCAAACGAGGGGGACACCAUGGUUAG
Messenger RNA from Echinostoma caproni, 816 nucleotides. NCBI's taxonomy places the organism in Eukaryota, Metazoa, Platyhelminthes, Trematoda, Plagiorchiida, Echinostomatidae. The record is from the annotation of a GenBank genome assembly.